Eutrema salsugineum is the source of this 459-nucleotide messenger RNA. RefSeq names its product actin, alpha skeletal muscle. NCBI's taxonomy places the organism in Eukaryota, Viridiplantae, Streptophyta, Magnoliopsida, Brassicales, Brassicaceae. The record is from RefSeq and is a predicted model, not a curated record.
AUGAAAUCAUGUAAUCAUGUUAGGAGCUCGACAAUAAAUAGAACCUACGAGCUUCCCGAUGAUCAAGUGAUCACGUUAGGAGCCGAGAGAUUCAUGUGCCCUGAGGUUAUUUUCCAGCCGUCUUUGGCCGGGAUUGAAUCUCCCGGUAUUCACGAGGCGACUCACAACUCGAUCCUCAAGUGUGAUAUUGUUAAGAUAAGAGAGGCUUUGUAUGGAAACAUUGUGUUGAGUGGUGGCACGACGUUGUUCCCUGGUCUUGCUCAGAGGAUGACCAAAGUGAUCACUGCGCUUGCACCUGCUGAUAUGAAGAUUAAAGUUGUGGCUCCUCCGGAUAGUAAGUAUAGUGUUUGGAUUGGAGACUCCCUUUUGGCUUCUCUUCAACAGAUGUGGUCCAUGUGCAUGACUAAGGCUGAGUAUGACGAACAUGGACCGGCAAUUGUUCACAAGAAAUGCUUCUAA